UAUGAACUGUAAAUGUUUUAGCUAUUUAAAAUGUCUCACAGAACGAUAGAGCAGUUUGAAUUUUCUACCAAUUAUGCAUCAGUUUUUUCUUCUUUCAUCUGUUUGGAAAUGUAAACAGCACUUCCAGACCUUCAGCCUAGUGAGCAGUGAACUUAGGUGUAACACAUGCAGACGGAAGUGUUUUCAGACGGGACAUUUCUCAAUGCGCUCGCACAGGAUUCAGACGCCAAGCUUUUGAUCGAGGAUAGCAGUGAAAAUGAAGGCAUAUUUGAGUAUUUUUCUGCUGAGCGCUGCUCUCACGGCCUACAUGUGGCGAGAUACGUUUGAUCCAGAAUCAGUUCGGGGGACCCGAGUGUUGAUCACAGGGGCCAGUUCAGGGAUCGGGGAGCAGAUGGCCUACCAUUACUCAAAGUUUGGAGCUCAGAUCAUCAUCACUGCGAGACGAUUAGAGGCUUUAAAAAAGGUGGCACAGAAGUGUGUGAAACUGGGUGCAAAGAAGAUUAUGUACAUGACCGGAGACAUGUCUGACCCCGCUGACCCCGAGAGAGUUGUCAAAUAUGCUGUGGAAAAACUGGGUGGACUGGACUUUCUAGUGUUGAAUCAUGUUGGAAACACCAACGUUGAGUUGUGGAACAGAGACGCAGACCACGUCAGGUCAAUCAUGCAGGUGAAUUUUGUGAGUUACGUGCAGAUGACCGGAGCAGCACUUCCUGUGCUGGAAAAAUCUGCCGGCUCCAUCAUUGUAAUUUCCUCAUUGGCAGGUAAGUUGGCGAGUCCACUUGUGGCUCCGUACACCUCUACUAAGUUUGCGAUGAACGGAUUCUUCGGAGCACUGCAGAGUGAACUGGCAAUCCAGAAGAGCAAUGUGUCUGUGUCCAUCAUGAUCCUCGGAAUGAUCGACACAGAGUCGGCUAUGAAUAAGCUCAGAGGACACAACACGUUCACCGCCUAUCCUGCCAGUGAAGCUGCUCUGAGCAUCAUCAAAGCCGGGGCGACCCGUCAGAAAGAGGCCUUCUACCCCUGGUUCCACUAUUUCACCUGCCUGAUUAACAACAUCUUCCCCUUUGUGAAAGAUCUUAUGCUGGUAGGCCUUAGCACGGAGAAAAAGGACUAAAAUGUGUGUAAUUCAGAGUUUCAGACAUUAACAGGAUUUUUUUUAUUAUUUUGUGAGAACAUAUGUAUUGUGACGAGUGCUCUUGAGUCAACUUUUGCCUAGGGUUGGUUAGGAAAUAAAGGACAACAGGCCAUUCUUCAUAUC
Messenger RNA from Megalobrama amblycephala (Wuchang bream), 1258 nucleotides. It is a transcript of the gene hsd11b1lb, whose product is annotated as hydroxysteroid (11-beta) dehydrogenase 1-like b. Lineage: Eukaryota; Metazoa; Chordata; Actinopteri; Cypriniformes; Xenocyprididae. The coding region runs from base 257 to 1114 and encodes 285 amino acids. Gene Ontology annotation, cellular component: intracellular membrane-bounded organelle. The record is from RefSeq and is a predicted model, not a curated record. The transcript has 8 exons. Gene Ontology annotation, molecular function: oxidoreductase activity.